UAAAUUGGUAAUUGAAAUUCGGCACGAUAGGUGGUUCAGCUUCACUCGGAUAGCAGAAGAAGAAAAAACUCGCCUGUCAAUCAGUUUGACGCCGGGACACCGUUGCCCUUGUUGGUCCAUAAUCGGCAAGGAUGGAAUACGUGAGCCCUGAAGGACUCCGACUAGAUGGUCGACGCUCCAUGGAAAUGAGGCAACUUCGAGCACAGAUCGGUGCCGUUGCCAAAGCAGAUGGUUCUGCAGUUUUUGAGAUGGGUAACACUAAAGUAAUUGCUGCAGUUUAUGGGCCAAGAGAGGUCCAAAAUAGGAAUCAACAGAUUAGUGACCAGGCAUUGGUGCGCUGUGAGUACAGCAUGGCUAAUUUUAGUACUGGAGAUCGCAUGAGGAAACCUAAGGGUGAUAGGCGAUCAACAGAAAUUUCUCUAGUUAUUCGCCAGACAAUGGAAGCAUGCAUAUUGACACACUUGAUGCCUCGUUCUCAGAUAGAUAUUUAUGUACAAGUUCUUCAAGCAGAUGGAGGAACUAGAUCUGCAUGUAUCAAUGCUGCUACUUUGGCUCUAGCAGAUGCCGGAAUCCCCAUGCGUGAUCUUGUUACUUCUUGUAGUGCUGGAUACCUCAAUAGCACUCCUCUGCUUGAUUUGAACUAUGUUGAAGACAGUGCAGGAGGUCCAGAUAUUACAGUUGGAAUUUUACCUAAGUUGGACAAAGUGACACUUCUUCAGAUGGAUGCAAAGUUGCCAGUUGAUAUCUUUGAAAAUGUUAUGCAACUUGCUAUUGAAGGCUGCAAGGCAAUAGCAAAUUACAUUGGUGAAGUGUUGCUGGAGAAUACCAAGCAACUGGAAUACCGAAGAGGCUUAUAGUUUAUUAUUGGGUUAAGAAUUCAAAACCUCAUGCUUAAACUUGACAACAUCCACAACUGAGGGUUGACAAUUUCUACAUUUCUUAAGUGUUGAUUGUCAGAAAUGUUCAUAACCAAGGCGAGGCUUCAUUUUGCUGUGUUUUCUUGGGUUCCUUUAAUAUUUCAUAUUUUUCUUAAUUAGUAUAUAUGCAGCACAAAAUGUUAAUUUAUGGUGAAGUGGUUAUUCAGAAAUUUUAAUUUAUGGUGAAGUGGUUAUUCAGAAAUUUCUAAUUUUCUAGUAAAUGUACUUCAAAUUGUUUUGAAUUGAAUGAUCAUUCCCAAUGUUAUUGUUAA
Hevea brasiliensis (rubber tree) is the source of this 1189-nucleotide messenger RNA. RefSeq names its product exosome complex component RRP41 homolog. The record is from RefSeq and is a predicted model, not a curated record. The transcript has 11 exons. Gene Ontology annotation, cellular component: nucleolus; cytoplasmic exosome (RNase complex); nuclear exosome (RNase complex). The coding region runs from base 132 to 857 and encodes 241 amino acids. Lineage: Eukaryota; Viridiplantae; Streptophyta; Magnoliopsida; Malpighiales; Euphorbiaceae. Gene Ontology annotation, biological process: U4 snRNA 3'-end processing; nuclear mRNA surveillance; rRNA catabolic process.